Podarcis lilfordi (Lilford's wall lizard) is the source of this 1074-nucleotide messenger RNA. Lineage: Eukaryota; Metazoa; Chordata; Lepidosauria; Squamata; Lacertidae. The record is from the annotation of a GenBank genome assembly.
AUGUUGACGCGACUCUUCAGCGAGCCCAGCCUGAUCCCAGAAGUUCAGAAAUUCUCCAGCUGGGCAGACGACUGCGACGACGAGGACGACGACGACGACGAGGCCAGCGAUAAAGAUGAGCGGAAGGGCAAGAGCUGCCCUCUCCAGGACGAGCAGACCGACGGGGAGGCCAAAGACGACCACGACUUAGGGGGCGAGGAGGAGGAGGAGGAGGAAGAAGAAGAAGGGGUCGAGGAGGCGGAAGGGGAUCGCCCCAAGAAACGGGGCCCCAAAAAGAGGAAGAUGACCAAGGCCCGGCUGGAGCGCUCCAAGUUGAGGCGCCAAAAGGCCAACGCCCGCGAGAGGAACCGCAUGCACGACCUGAACGCCGCCUUGGACAACCUCCGCAAGGUGGUGCCUUGCUACUCCAAGACUCAGAAGCUGUCUAAGAUCGAGACGCUGAGGCUGGCCAAGAACUACAUCUGGGCCCUGUCGGAGAUCUUGCGCUCGGGCAAGAGGCCGGACUUGGUGUCAUACGUGCAGACUUUGUGCAAAGGCUUGUCGCAGCCCACCACCAACUUGGUGGCGGGCUGCCUACAGCUCAACUCGAGGAAUUUCCUGACCGAGCAAGGCCAGGAGGCCGGCAGGUACCACGGGCCCAACUCCACCUUUGCCAUGCACCCUUACACGUACCAGUGCUCGCGGCUCUCCGGCGCGCAGUGCGCUUCCAGCACCAUGGCUAGCUCCCACGCCCUGCGGACGCACGCCUACUGCGCCACCUACGAGUCGCUCUAUGGGAACGCGUCGCCAGACUACAAUAGCUCGGAAUACGAUGGGCCCCUGAGCCCUCCUUUGUGCGUGAACGGGAAUUUCUCCCUCAAGCAAGACUCUUCCCCAGACCACGAGAAAAACUACCACUAUUCUAUGCACUACUCCGCCCUCCCGAGUUCCCGCCCGUCCGGCCACAAUUUGGUGUUCGGGUCUUCUGGGAUGCGCAGCGGCGUCCACUCGGAGAACGUUUUGCCUUAUGAGAUGCACCUCCACCACGACAGAGGUCCCAUGUACGAGGAGCUCAAUGCUUUUUUCCAUAAUUAA